Molecule: messenger RNA, 3541 nt
Organism: Cryptotermes secundus
Lineage: Eukaryota; Metazoa; Arthropoda; Insecta; Blattodea; Kalotermitidae
Gene: Art4
Product: histone-arginine methyltransferase CARMER
Exons: 12
Coding region: 1-1869 (622 amino acids)
Biological process (GO): peptidyl-arginine methylation
Molecular function (GO): protein-arginine N-methyltransferase activity
Source: RefSeq, a predicted model, not a curated record
AUGGCGACUGUGUUUCGCAUGGUAACCGUUUCAUAUGCUGAAAAGUCCGGUGAUAUACGACCCAAGUUUGAUUUUCCAGUAAAUGUUGUAAUAGAAUAUGAUCCACAAGGUAUAAGUGUCAAAUUGAAAAGAGAAGGGAAUGAAGAUGAACUAGCAGAGUUUCCUGUGUAUUGCUCAGCGGAAUGUGCGCGUGUUGGGUCACAAAUAUAUGUUAUUACUGUAGAGACAGAGACAUUAUUUUUGAAGUUCAAAGAUGAACAAGAUUCAAGAAACUUUCACACAGCUGUAGCCAAAGUAAAGUCGGGUAAAGGCACAUCAGCGUUCGCAGAACGUACUGAUGACUCGUCAGCUAUGCAGUACUUCCAGUUCUAUGGCUACCUUUCUCAGCAGCAGAAUAUGAUGCAAGAUUAUAUUCGGACCAGCACAUACCAAAGGGCUAUCCUUUCUAACUUGCCAGACUUCAAGGAUAAGGUUGUCUUAGAUGUGGGUGCUGGAUCAGGAAUCUUGUCAUUCUUUGCCAUUCAAGCAGGUGCGAGAAAGGUAUAUGCUGUUGAAGCAAGUACAAUGGCUCAACAUGCAGAGACUUUGGUCUGUGCUAAUAAUUUAAAAGGAAAGAUAAUAGUAAUUCCAGGAAAAAUAGAAGAAAUAAUAUUACCAGAGUUGGUAGAUGUCAUAAUCUCGGAACCAAUGGGCUAUAUGUUGUACAAUGAACGGAUGCUUGAAACCUACCUCCAUGCCAAGAAGUGGCUUUUACCAAAUGGUCGAAUGUUCCCAACACGUGGUGAUCUCCAUAUAGCUCCAUUUACAGAUGAUAGUCUAUAUAUGGAACAGUUCAGUAAGGCAAACUUCUGGUACCAACAGUGCUUUCAUGGUGUUGAUCUCAGCAGUCUACGACAAGCAGCCAUGAAAGAAUAUUUUCGCCAACCAAUUGUUGAUACUUUUGACAUGAGAGUGUGUAUGUCCAAGUCAGUGCGGCACAUAGUUGAUUUUCAAGAAGCAGAAGAGUCCGAUCUGCAUCGAAUUGAAGUGCCAUUGGAUUUCCAUCUCUUGGAGUCUGGCACAGUACAUGGCCUAGCAUUCUGGUUUGAUGUGGCAUUCAUUGGUUCAGUGCAAACAAUAUGGUUGUCUACAGCACCAACAGAACCACUUACACAUUGGUACCAAGUUCGGUGCCUCCUAGAAACACCCAUUUUUGUGAAAGCAGGCCAGCUUCUGACUGGUCGUGCAUUACUUGUUGCAAAUCAGAGGCAAAGCUACGAUGUGACAAUAGAGCUUAGUGUGGAAGGCACAGGCUCACGCUCAUCCAACACAUUGGAUCUAAAAAAUCCAUACUUCAGGUACACAGGACAAGCUGCCCAGCCUCCACCAGGAGUAAAUCACACAUCACCCAGUGAGACAUACUGGGGACAGCUUGAUGCUCAAGGGGCGCGACAAGCCGUCAACAUGGUAAAUGGAAUAUCUGUCAAUGGCCUAGGAGAAGUGGCUAUGGAUGCUUCACAGACUGCUUCAAAUCUCAUCGGACUGGGUAAGCAACUCAGCCAUGAUCUCAUUCUAGCAUGGUUUUUGGAAGGGUUUGGUGGUGGAUCACCCGAAGCUUGUUAUCAUGAUGAUACAGGAAAUCAGCCUAACAUACACCCUGGCUCCAUCACGAGCACAGGGCGGCAGAGAGUGGGUCCUGGUACAGCAACUUCAACGCAGGCAGCGCAGUUGAUAGGAGGGGGAAUCUCACCAACACUCUUUACUUCACCUCAAACCCAUCAGCUUGUUUUGGGGAACACUUCCCAUUACCCAGUGAAUAACAGCUUGAUGAUUGGGGAUUAUGUGACGCCAAGCAGUGCUAUGCUAGGUGCACAGACCUACCGACAGUGAAUUGUGUUUGGAUGUUGGACAAAGCGCAUGGAAUCAGUGACAUCGGCUUUCUUCAUUCACUCCAUUAAUAAACCACAUCGUUAACUUACUAGAUCAUCCAAGUUGAACUAGGCUUAACGGCCGUAUUGAUAUAAUAAGACUGAGUAGUUAACUAGUUUGUAUUCUUUCUGGUUCAUAUUCAGGUGCAUGAGUGAGUCUGUGUGUAUGCCAUGUAUGCAUGAAUGACAUCUAUGUACAGGUCAUGGAUAGGAAAACAAAUAGAACUCAAGAUUUGUGUGGUUAAGCGAUUACCAAGUGCCAACAUGGUCAUACUGUCCCUCCAAUUGUUUACCUCAUCCCUCUCCAAACAGUCCAUCCCACCUUAUCCCCAUAUUUCCCAUUUUGAUGCUUUGCAUUCCAUGUUUUGUUUUAAAAUAAUGACAGUUUCCUAAGAUAUAAAAAUUGACUUAUUUAUUGUGUUAUGGGUCGUGUGUAUCUUUAUAUUUUACUCUGUAUUUGACAAGAAUAGGUGUAGUUUCCUUGCCUGGGCUGCCUUCAGGAAUGUGUUAGUUGGUACCACAUCUUAAUUGCAUUCAGUACAGUGAAACCCCCAUUUAGGGUUUUAUUUUGGGAGCAGAAGAUUUGAACACCAAACUGAGAAAAACUUAAAUGGACACAGAUUGUUGAAAUUUAACUUUAGAUGAGAGAAACCCUUAAUUCAAGGAAUAUUAAUGAGGGUUCUACUGUCUUUGCUUUUUUGUUAUGGUAAGCAGAUACAAGAAAGAUUCAGAGUCUUGGAAUGAGUAUGUUGUCUCUCCAUUUUUGUCAAGAAGAAGUUCUUUCCAAGAAUCACAGGUAAUUGGAAUUAUAUAUGGUUAUAUCUCAGUUCAUAUGAUUAUAACUAAUGUACUGGAUGAAAUAUUAAGUCUAUUUCAAAUCUUUUUUACUGGAAAAAACUGUACAUGCUUCUUUUAAAUCUGUUAUUGUUUUUGCUAUCUUUUCUGAUUUGAAAAUAGGUUAAAUUAUUGUUUGUUUUUUUCUUUUCAUGUUCUUUUAUCAUAUUCAUGUAAGCAAAUGAUAAUAUUGGAUGUACUGUACCAUUUUAACUUACCAAGAUUAUUGAACACAGUGAUUUCAAUACUGUUGUAAUGUCAUGAUGCAAUGUAAAGUAUACGACUGAGCGUCUUACUCAUUUAUUUUGUAUAUAUGAAAGUUGAAAUUAAUUUCCAACGAGGCAUAGAUUUGGCAGUCAGAUUUUGCAAUACUUGCAUGUGGUGACAUAUUAUGUGGACACUGAAAAGGUUUCAGUACAUUGCAAAUGGCAUAUAAUAGAACUGGUACCUAUGUUUGAUCUGUCAUAUGCACUAGAAAUGUAGGUUUACAAUUUCAGGACAAUCUGUGCUUAUUAGUCAUUCUUUACAAAGUAGAAAAAGAUGCCUUAUGUGGAGGUCAUGUUUGUUUGUGUGUGUCCUAGUAGCAGUGCAUAGACCAGAGGUUCCCAAGCUGCAGAGGGGAGUGUGAGACUGUGAGAAAAAAUUAUUUUGAAUGUCAUAUUCAGCUGAAAUGCUUGAUUUUGGUUGCCUUUAAUCGUCUUUUCCUUAGGCACCUGUCAGAAUUCUUGAAGGUACAGUUAUCCCUGUGCUUAACUAAUUAAGCAUUACACCAUGGGGGAGUAGAUAUAUAGAUCCACAUU